Molecule: messenger RNA, 1227 nt
Organism: Penicillium oxalicum
Lineage: Eukaryota; Fungi; Ascomycota; Eurotiomycetes; Eurotiales; Aspergillaceae
Product: cobalamin-independent methionine synthase II family protein
Exons: 2
Coding region: 1-1227 (408 amino acids)
Molecular function (GO): zinc ion binding; 5-methyltetrahydropteroyltriglutamate-homocysteine S-methyltransferase activity
Source: RefSeq, a predicted model, not a curated record
AUGGCUCGCCCACUUCAUAGCGCACCACCCUUCCGGGCCGAACAACUAGGCUCUUUGCUGCGUCCAAACGACCUGCUGGAAGUGCGGACCAAAAUUCGGGAGACGGGGAUCUCGGCAGAGGAGGCCGGUCUUCCUGCUGUUGAGAAGAAAGCCAUUCGUGAUGUGGUCCAACUGCAGCGUGAUCUCGGAUACAAGGCUGUCACAUCGGGAGAAUUCAAUCGCACUCGUUUCUGGGGACUGAUGUGGGAUGAGUUUCAAGGCAUCACCCGUCUGCUGGAUGCCGAGUCAUCCAUGUUCCGCUUGUACCAUCCUGACGUUGUCAGUUUGAUUGAGAAGGGCCGUAAGGUGAUGCCUGGCGAAUCAGUCAUUGCAGGCUCCAAGCUGUCCUGGAGUGCCGAGCACUCCACUUCAAACAUCCAUGAGCUCAAGCUUGUUCAGGCAGCUCUGCCCGAAAGCGAAUGGGCGAACAUCAAGCUCACCAUGAUUACCCCCUCUUGGUUCCACAUGCGGUACAAGCAAGGCAAGGCAUACAGCCCCGAGGCGUACGCCAACGACGAAGAGUACUUUGCCGACGUGGCCAAGGUCUACCAAGCCGAGUUGGACGCUCUGUACAAGGCCGGUCUCCGAAAUGUGCAGUUCGAUGACCCAGGAAUGGCGUACUUUUGUUCCAAGAGCUUCCGUCAGGGCUGGGAAGAAGACAAAGACAACAUUGGCACCGCGGACGAUCUUUUCGACGCCUACGUCAAGUUGUACAACGAUUGCCUGGCCAAAAUUCCCGCUGACAUGCAUACCGGUAUUCACUUGUGUCGAGGCAACUUCAUCGGCGGCCGCCAUUUCUCCGAAGGCUCAUACGAUAUCAUCGCAAAGAAACUGUUUGAGAAUCUCCACGUCGACACCUUCUACCUCGAGUAUGACACGGAGCGGGCUGGCGGAUUCGAGCCCCUGAAAUACUUGCCCAAGAACAAGAACGUCGUGGUUGGAGUCAUCAGCACGAAGCUUCGUGAGCUGGAGGACAAGGAGGCGAUGAAGGAGCGUGUCUACAAGGCUGCCGACUUUGUAGCCUCCGGUAGUGGUGAGACCCGCGAAGAAGCUUUGAAGCGUGUCUGCAUCAGUCCGCAGUGCGGUUUCAGUACCCAUGAAAGCGGCUACCCCUUGAGCUUCGAGGACCAAAGCAAAAAGCUGAGUCUUGUCCGCCAAGUCGCGGACGAGAUCUGGGGAGAAGCAUAA